CCGACUGGGCUGUAUUUGCAUUCGCCUUUUAGCUGCGACUGUCAGUGUGCCCUGUAAAUAUGGCAGAUAUCGGCAGGGAAAGCGAGCCGGCUGAUAAAGAUGACUUACAAAUCUUGAAGGAGCUCGUAGACAAACUGUACUGGUUCCGGGACCACUAUUUCGAAACGCACGGUGUGGAAGAGGCUGGGAAGAAGCACAGUGAUGUGACCACUGAAAUGGAAAAGACACUAAAACAGCUAGAGGAGAAAGAAGAGCAGUACCGGCACAGUGCCCAGUUCCUGCUCCUGCGAGGCCGCUGCCUAACAGCAGCUUCUGGAUUUAGUGCAGCCGCCGAGGAGAGCCUCUCUCGGGCUGUGAAGCUGGAACCAGGUCUGGUGGAAGCCUGGAAUUGUCUGGGGGAACAAUACUGGAGGAAGGGGGACUUGGCAGCUGCAAAGACCUGCUUCACUGGGGCCUUGCAGCAGUGUAAGAACAAGGUGUCACUCCGCAGCCUGUCCAUGGUACUGAGGCAACUGCCAGCAGGGGAUGCACAGGAGCAGGUUCAACGGGUGCUGGAGAGUGUGGAUAUGGCACGGCAGGCAGUGCAGAUGGAUGUCACUGAUGGAACAUCUUGGUAUAUUCUGGGCAACGCCUACAUCUCCCUGUUUUUCACCAGUGGCCAGAACCCCCAAAUGUCGCAGCAGGCCCUCAGUGCUUAUGCACAGGCUGAGAAGGUGGACAGCACGGCCUCAUGUAACCCUGAUCUGCACUUCAACAGAGCCACGCUCUUCCAGUAUGAGGAGAUGUUUGGGUCGGCAUUAGCUGGUUUCAGUCGAGCGGCAGUUCUGGACCCUGCCUGGGAGGAACCUCCUGAAAGAGAAAGGCAGCUUUUGGACUACUUGGAGCGAGUCACUGCCCUCAUUGAGAACAAGGGUAAGGUGAAGGCACGCAGACUGAGGACCAUGCUAGCGUCACUCAACAUGUCAGCGCUAGGGCCCUGCUCCUCUCCGCAGUACCGCUCCCCAACAGGCCGUAUCGGCAGCCUGGAGCCCAGGAGUCUGUCAGCCCUCUCUCAUGGCCACAAUGCUGGGGUGGCUGCGCUGGGAAAGGUGGUCUUCAGCCUGGCCUCUGAGGGCCGCAUGGCCUUUACGUUCGGGAUGGUGGACAGCGAAGAGACUUGCUGUGUUGUCAUGGUCUACAACACUGCAGACAGCUGGGGGACACUGAUUGGUGAUUCAGUGGUCGUCCCUGAGCCCCAGGUCAAACGGCACAGUGUCAGCCACAAAGACCAGUCUUUUGAUUUUCGCAGUAUACGUGUGGAUUCACCACUGCUGCUCAUCGUCAAUGGCAAGGUACAGGCAGCAAAGAGCCAAACGGCUGCCUCUGUCAGCUACCGGCCGCAGAGCGAGUAAGGACUGGGGAGGAGUGAAAGACACACUUCGGCGAGCAGCUGCCUGGUAUGAGAGAUACAGAGACCACGCUAGACUGGGGCAGAGUGG
This is a messenger RNA of Scleropages formosus (Asian bonytongue), 1478 nucleotides long. Its product is annotated as tetratricopeptide repeat protein 5-like. The record is from RefSeq and is a predicted model, not a curated record. Gene Ontology annotation, molecular function: protein binding. The coding region runs from base 60 to 1391 and encodes 443 amino acids. The transcript has 10 exons. NCBI's taxonomy places the organism in Eukaryota, Metazoa, Chordata, Actinopteri, Osteoglossiformes, Osteoglossidae.